CGAAAAACAAAUGGCCCUCUUGAGUUUUCUCGUAGGAUGGAGUUUAGUCGCUACCGUGACCAUCAUGGGAGAGGAUAGCCCUCCAGAGAGGAAUCUGGGUUUUGGACUCAAGAAGCACAUGCUGACCGCCACAGCGACGAAAGAGACCAGUGACCGUGUGGUCCCUCCUUUCUUUUCCGCCCGCCGCAUGGAGACCCCCAACAUGACACGAGCUCGCUAUGAGAUACAACACGAAUAUGACGACUACUUCAACCACCAGAAGAAGUGUCGGGCACGGGGUGGCAAGCUCGCGGAACCGUCUUCUGUGGUAAGAGAGGGGGAAACGAAUGAGUCGUCUUACUGGUUGGCGGUUUUCGUAGGCUGACUUGGAGGCUAUGUUUAAUGCUACGCGAGAUUUUGGCGGCUCCAUGAAGAACAUGAUAUUCCUAAUCGGUAUCGUCAUGAGACAGGUAUGCACAGGCACCUGAUCGCCACACCUACACGACUGCGUUGUCAUCACACACAGGAAUGCCAUCCUGCCACCCAGCGGUUUGAGCACAGCUGCUGGACAUUCGCAAGCAAGCCAAAAGGAGGGGAUGCGCCAUGGUUCUUCGGUAGGUCAGCAAGCCUGCCCGCAACCCUUCAAACGUCUAUGACACCCAGGAACGAGUUACUGGCCCGAACCCAGGAAGCAGCCCGACAAUUUUCGGCAUGAGGGUCAGAACUGCACAUACUACGUCAGCUCGAUUUGGCCGGGAGCAAGGGGGUUCAACACCCCUCUUGAGCCCCUCCUGCCGCACGGCACAAUCGGCGAUGAAGUAUGCACACACGACUUCCGAGCCUUGUGCGAAUUCCCCACUGCAAACGCCACGGAAACCGCGGAGAGGUACGGGGAUGGGCGAAAUACAGCAGAAGGCAGGACAGACUUUUUCGUUCCUUGAGCAGGUAGAAUGGGGUGACAAAAGGCAUGACUGAAAGUGGCAAUUAUCUUGGGGACAGUCAGGCAGUGGCUCAUGCACACACACCCCACGAGAGAGACGUGGGUACGUAUAUGGGUACAUGUAGG
Vitrella brassicaformis is the source of this 1045-nucleotide messenger RNA. The record is from the annotation of a GenBank genome assembly. NCBI's taxonomy places the organism in Eukaryota, Vitrellaceae.